This is a messenger RNA of Emiliania huxleyi CCMP1516, 655 nucleotides long. RefSeq lists its product as hypothetical. Lineage: Eukaryota; Haptophyta; Isochrysidales; Noelaerhabdaceae. Gene Ontology annotation, molecular function: metalloendopeptidase activity. Gene Ontology annotation, cellular component: extrinsic component of mitochondrial inner membrane. The record is from RefSeq and is a predicted model, not a curated record. The coding region runs from base 14 to 478 and encodes 154 amino acids. The transcript has 4 exons. Gene Ontology annotation, biological process: mitochondrial proton-transporting ATP synthase complex assembly; mitochondrial protein processing.
GCCCGUCUCGUGCAUGCGCUGCCCAGACCCGGAGGCGGGCAAGACGGCGGCCGCGGGCGGCUUCAUGCCCGACACCGGCACCAUCGUCAUGUGCCAGCAGUGGGCGGCGGAGCAGCCCGGGGAGGUGCCAAACACGGUGGCGCACGAGAUGAUCCACGCGUACGACGACGCGCGCGCGCGCCUCGACUGGACCAACCUCGUCCACCAUGCCUGCACCGAGAUCCGCGCCGCCAACCUCUCGGGCGACUGCUCCUUUUGGCGCGAGGUGAACCGCGCAAACGUCUCGCCGCUGCGCGUCGCAAAGGCGGGCGAGCGGUGCGUGCGACGGCGCGCGCAGAUCUCGGUCGCCAUGAACCCGGCGUGCACGUCGGAGCGUGCAGCGGAGGCGGCGGUGGAUCAGGCGACCACACACCACCACCGAGACACUCUCCCGAGACGCCUCCGCCUACAGACUUCCUCGUGGCGGAGCAGGCGAUGAGGCACUGCUUCGCCGACACGGCGCCCUUUGAGCGCGUGCCGUGAGCGUGGCGCCCUGGACACUUGCGAUGAUGCGCCCAUGCCUCACGGCACCGCGGCACACGCCACAGGUUCGUGGUAAAUAAAUAAGCCUCCUUGUGACUAUUUGUUAUUGAGAAGUACCCGGCUCUAGAUGAAA